Molecule: messenger RNA, 11961 nt
Organism: Girardinichthys multiradiatus
Lineage: Eukaryota; Metazoa; Chordata; Actinopteri; Cyprinodontiformes; Goodeidae
Product: SH3 and multiple ankyrin repeat domains protein 1-like
Exons: 27
Coding region: 350-7690 (2446 amino acids)
Cellular component (GO): postsynaptic membrane; dendritic spine; postsynaptic density
Molecular function (GO): ionotropic glutamate receptor binding; synaptic receptor adaptor activity
Source: RefSeq, a predicted model, not a curated record
AGAUAGAAGUGUUACUACAGAGCUGCUGCUGCAGGAGGAGGAGAGGCGAGGAGCUGUUGAAAAUGAUGCCGCUCCGCUCCUCAGGGUCCAGCAGCACACUGGACAAACUGUAAUCUCUUAAACGUGCCGGUCAGUGUUGAAGGAGGAAGGUUUUUAUUGUUGCAUCUUCCUGCUCGUCUCUACUCACUCCUCAUUUCUCUGCAACUGGCAGCUGCUGGGCUCCCCCCCAUCUCUUAUUCCCACUUUCUUCUUUCCAGUGGAGGGAAUUCUCCUUUUUCACCAGGAAUUAUAAAAGACAUGUCUAUCUGGGAAUGAUGGUGUGGCCACUGGAACCGCCUUCUUUGUCGCCAUGACGAUGCCAUUCAGCCCCCUGUCCAGCGACGAGGAGCAACAAAGGAUGCUGGGAAACAGCAGACAUCUCUAUCCUGGGGCAGAAGACGAGGAGGAGGAGGAGGAAGAGGAAGAGGAGGAAAUGGAAGAGGAUGAGCGCGACGAGGAUGUCGAGGAGGAGAACGGUGAGCUGGAGGGGGAUGAGGAUGAUGAGGAGAUGGUGGAGGUCAGGCGAGGAGGCAUGCCUCGGAUUGGCAGAGGUGAGGGACACAGACAGUCCGGCAAACUGGCCGGACGACCCACUGGAGAUCGACAGAUGAGGCCAGGAAACCCGGCACACACCGCCAAUCCUUAUUCAGCCAAUCCCGGACCCACGCACCAACAAGGAUCCAAUCAGCAGCAGCAACAGAGGAGGUUGAAGGAGCGCACUGCCAACUCAGUGCCAUCUGAAGACGCCCACAUUGCCAUGAUGGUGUUUCGCAUCGGCAUCCCAGACAUAAAGCAAACGAAAUGUCUGCGGUUUAACCCCGACGCCACUGUGUGGAAGGCCAAACAGCAGGUGCUGUGCUCUCUGACCGAUUCCCUGCGAGACGUCCUAAACUACGGCCUAUUCCAGCCUGCCACAGACGGACAUGAUGCCAAGUUCUUGGAGGAGGAGAGGCCCCUCAGAGAGUACCCACAGUCCUUUGAAAAAGGGGUGCCAUAUUUGGAGUUCCGGUAUAAAACCAGGGUUUACAAACAGACCAAUCUGGAUGAGAAGCAACUGGCCAAGCUGCACACCAAGGCGAGUCUGAAGAAAUUCAUGGAUUACAUCCAAACCAGCGCUGUGGACAAGAUGGCCAAGUUCUUAGACAAGGGCCUGGAUCCGAACUAUCAGGAUCCUGACACUGGUGAGACUCCUCUGUCGCUGGCAGUGCAGUGCGAGCCAGGUGGAGGAGAGGCCAUCCGGGUCCUGGCGGACGGAGGUGCUCACAUCGACUUCCGUGCCAAAGACGGACUCACGCCGCUACACAAGGCUGUUCGAGGUCACCGCCAUACAGCCCUGCUGGUUCUGCUCUCUCUGGGUGCGUCUUCAGACUACAAGGACCGGCGGGGGCUGACACCGCUUUACCACACUGUGCUAACUGGGGGCGACACCUCCUGCUGUGAAACACUGCUCUACCACCACGCCAAACUGGGCAUCAGGGACGAGAACGGCUGGGACGAGACGCAUCAGGCCUGCCAAAAUGGGAACUCGCAGCAUCUGGAGCACCUGCUCUUCUAUGGGGCGGAUUCCUCCUCCCAGAACGCUUCUGGAAACACUGCCUUGCACAUCUGUGCUUUAUACAACAAGGAAAGCUGUGCACGAAUCCUGCUGUAUCGUGGAGCAAGCAAAGACAUGAAAAACAACAGCGGACAGACUCCGUUUCAGGUGGCCGUGAUGUCCGGCCAUUUUGAAUUGGGGGAAAUAAUUAAAAACCACCGGGAUACAGAUGUGGUUCCCUUUGUGGAGUCUCCAAAGUACGCCCCCCAGAGGAGGGAGAGCAACCGAACACUGGCGGUGCCCCAUCCUCAUCCCUUCCUUCGGGCCAACAGUGACAGCAGCAUGAACCUGCCAGACUGGAUGGCUGUGCCCAAUGCUCCGAGCACCAACAUAGUUUCUGUGCAGGGGUAUAAACAUACAGGAACACUACGAAGUUCCAGCAGUCCCAGAGGAGCGAGAACGCGAUCCCCAUCCCGAGGUAGGAUCGGAGACAAGGAGGACCGGAGCAGGCAGAGUCAGAGACGGGGGCCUCCCACUACCACCACCACCACCAUACAAACCGCAGGCCAGCGCAGACGCCUCUACAGCGCUGUCCCAGGACGAGUCUUUGUAGCAACUCGAUCACACUCUGCUCAGGGCGAGCGGGAAAUAAGCUUCAGUAAAGGAGACAGGGUCAAAGUGUUGAGUGUCGGCGAGGGUGGUUACUGGGAGGGGACGGUCAGAGGUCGCACAGGGUGGUUCCCCUCUGACUGUGUGGAGGAAGUGGUGCUUCGAAGCCAGGAUAACCGUUCAGAGAGUCGUGGAGAACGAGCCAAAAGGUUGUUUCGCCAUUACACUGUGGGAUCAUAUGACAGUUUUGAUGCUCCAAGCGACUACAUAAUCAAGGAGAAGACGGUGCUGCUGCAGAAAAAAGACAGUGAAGGAUUCGGCUUUGUGCUGAGAGGGGCCAAAGCUCAAACUCCUAUUGAAGAGUUUACUCCCACUCCAGCCUUCCCUGCCCUGCAGUAUUUGGAAUCAGUGGAUGAGGGCGGUGUGGCCUGGAGAGCCGGUCUCAGGAUGGGGGAUUUUCUCAUAGAGGUCAACGGUCAGAAUGUUGUGAAGGUUGGCCAUCGGCAGGUCGUCAAUAUGAUCCGGCAGGGCGGCAACAGCCUCAUGGUGAAGGUUGUCAUGGUAACCCGCAACCCUGACAUGGAGGAAGGCUCGAGGAAGAAGAUCCCACAGCAGAGCAAGAGGCUGAGCACUCCAGCUAUUGCUCUGCGCUCCAAAUCAAUGACUUCAGAGCUGGAGGAGAUGGUGGAGAGAGCUGCUACCCCUUGGAAAAAAAAAUCAGAGUUUGAAUCCUCACAAGUUUCAGAGAAAAAGCGGACAGUCUACCAGAUGGCUUUGAAUAAACUCGAUGAAAUUCUUGCAGCAGCUCAGCAGACAAUCAGCACCAACGAGGCGUCGGGGACACGGGGACAGGGGCCAAAGAGGGACAGGGGAAGAAGUUUCUAUGGCAAUGAGCCAAACUACGGGGAUCAGUCUGGCAUGGGGAUGAUGUCGGGACUGGGACUUGGCUACGAGCGUGGCCAGUACAGCUCGGGUCACGGCCCACAGCACGGUAUGCUGCGGCAGAAAUCUAUCGGUGUGCCUGAGGAGGAGAAGCAGCUCUUGCAUCCUCCUGCUAUGAAGUUUGCACGGAGUCUGUCAGUGCCUGGUCCAGAUGAUAUUCCUCCUCCUCCCACGACAGCUCCUCCGGAACCUCCGUUCUCCUCCGCUCCUCCACUUGGUUGGAGAACGAAGUCGUCCCAGCAGCCCUCUGUUUCUGUGUCUCAGUCAACAUCCAGCUCUACGCACUACCAGCCCUUCUCCCAGUCAGGACACCUGAGCCAGGGUGGCAGGGAGAGAGCAGGUGGUGCUACCACAGGCCACAUCACAGGCCCUGCUGGUGGAGCAACAGACCACACGACACCUUAUGUACACGCAGCUGUCCAUACAGCUCAAAGCAGGACUGCAUCGCGAAAGGUUGCCUAUAGUGGAGAGUCUGUUGGAGCUGGGAUCGGGGCCGGCACAGGGGCUAAACCAGCAGGCCUGAGAAGAGGCUACAGCACAGCCGUACCCCCGUCCAGCAUUGCUACUGUAAUGCCCCAGCAACAACAGACUACCCAGAGUCAACCCCAGCGGACAGACCGAAGUGCAGCUGGAGCAGGUGGCCCAAAAGGAGGGACCAGGAGAGGCAAAGGGCCUCUGGUAAAGCAAUCUAAGAUAGAGGAGCUGCGCCAAGGCCAGGGAAGCCUAGGUAGCAAAGACUCGGUGGAGAAAAGCUCCAUUCCCAUCCCCACCAUAAUUGUCAAGGCUCCUUCAACCAGCAGCAGUGGACGGAGCAGCCAGGGCAGCAGUGUGGAGGCUGAUGUCCCUGGGUCAGGGGAGACAGGUGAUACAAAAACACCUCACGGCCCUCCUCCGUCCACUCCUGCUCCACAGCCACCUGCUCCACCAUCCAUUCCAGCACCACCACCCCCAUCCUUGCCUUCAAUUCGAGCCCAGGAUAAUCUGGACUUUACCAGCCAGUUUGGGGCCGCCAUUGUUGGUGCGGCUCGCCGAGACAGGGAGAGAUUUCUUGAAGCCCGUCGUAAGAGUGCCUCCUUGUUCAUGUCUGCUGAGGAGGACCUGAGUCUUGGGAUGAGUGAAGCAUUAGGAGGAACAUCAAGGACUCAGGUGUCUCAGCAGCAGCUAAACACUCAGCCUGAAAGUUCGUCAACACGAUUGCGCCCUUCCAAGUCAAUUGAUGAGGGCAUGUUCUCUGCAGACACCUUUAUCCAACACACCCGGAGUAUGCCUCCAGCCUUCGGCCUACCGGAGUACGCCUCUACGGCCUUGGACUAUCAGCCCAAAUCUGUGCCUGCUGAUCUGUACACAUCAGCAGGCAGACAGCCAGCUCCCUCCAGCAACACCACUUUCAUUCAUCCUCUAACUGGGAAGGCGCUCGACCCCACAUCACCUCUGGGCCUUGCCCUGGCUGCCAGAGAGCGUGCGCUAAGGGAUGACAGCAGGUUAAGGAGGGGAACGGAGCAUCUCUUCACCCGCCAGAUGUCGAACGUGGUGUUCCCUUCGUCUGCUGUCACCACUCAGCCAGUAUCAUCCACGACGCAGUCUUCGAGCUCUUACUUGGUCACCUCCUCUUCUCUGGCAGCUACCACGCCCACAGUCGGUCGUCCACCCUCACCCAGAAUUCUCAGAGGAGUUGGGGGUACAUGGGAUGAAGAAGGUGGGGAGCGGGAGCGGGAAGGGGGAGGAGCGCGUGAGGGACUUAGAGUUCGGUUCUCUGAGGACAAAACAGUCCACACACACCACUAUCAGUCUCAGCCAUAUCAGCCGUCCUAUAAGGAGCGGGAGAGGUCGCGGGAUCGGGAGAGAGACCAUUCGAGAGAGAGGGAGAGGGACAAAGAGAGAGAAGGUUACAUGAGGAGGGCAGAGCAGGCUGCUGAGAGUUCUGCCCAGCAGCCCCGAAGACCCUCUUUUCUCAGGAUGGAAAGUCAAGCCGAUGCCUAUAUCCUGUCCCUCACACCUCCCUCUCCUCCAGCAACCCUUAAUCAACAGGCAGUGAACACUUCUGGAAGCACUGGGACAGGUUUGAUGGUUCUUCCUCCUCCUGCUCCCUCCGUUGAUGCGGACGAUGAAUUUGUCUACGCAGACCCCCUCCCACCUCCUUUAGAGUUUGCAAACAGCUUUGACAGGGGGAUAUCGGGAUACUCCCAACACAGGAUGCUUUCCAACAGCCUGAUCCAUCGGCAACAACAAGUCCGUCCGCCUCCUCCACCACCUCCUCCACCUCCUCCUCCACCUCCACCACCCCCACCACCCCCUCAAAAAGAACAUUAUAUAAGUGGCUUUCCUGCCCACACACCUCUACACUCUCCUCAAGCAGGCGACUCCACUGCAUCUAGCCUCACAUCGUAUGACAGCGAGGUGGCAAAUCUGACUCAGUCUGCUCCUUCCCCUUCCCAGACAUCACCAAAUCCACCACCCCCUUCCUCACCCUCAACCCUUCAGCUAACCAUGGGUCCUCCUCCUCCCCCUGCAGUCUCGCCUCCACCUCCUCCUGGAACCGGUUCCUACCACAGACCAUUUUCAAUGUCUCACCACCUUUACAAUAGCACUCACACAUCUGGACGAUCCUCACCAACGCCUCCCCAGCAUGCAGUCGCACCUCCCCCAGCUUACCGGGGUCACCCAACUCCCUCCUGCACUGCUGCCACUUCCGUCCCACACAGGGGCAUUGCCUCCCAUGCCACGACCGCUAGCUGUGCUUCUACAACCACCACUGCUGCCACCAAAACAAGCACCUCCACUCAGCUCCAUCAAGAGCGAACACACCACACUCAUUCAACACACUCCACCACCAUCACAGGAAGGACAAGUGAGCACCACCGUCCUCAUCUCACUGCCAAAAAAGGAGAGUCUCAGGAAACAGUUGUGGACUCUGGGAUUGAGGAGCUUGAUAGCCGCAGUAGCAGUGACCACCAUCUGGACAGCAUUUUGGGUCUAAGUGGGGCUGGUGUCCGUGGAGACAGGCUGGAUCGAGGAGAGAGAAUCGGAGCUGGAGGUACAGGGCGGAUGGGUGGGGGUACAGGGGAAACAGAACGAGGAGGAGGGGACUUUCUGGAGUCAUACAUGAGCUACCUGGACGGGCAAACCUUUGAGAUGCAGAAUGCAACGGCAGCAGCUUCCACCUACCCAAAAACCAGCAGGUUCAGAGAAGGUAGCCGCACUACUGACUCUCAUCGACAGACCAGCACCGCUCCUGCAUCCUACCACUCCCACAGGCAAAGAGAUGGGCAGGUAGAGGACAAAAUAGAGGAGGGACUGGGAGACGACGAGAGUGGUCAAGAUGGAUACGGGGUGAGGGACAUGCAGAAUUUGGGCCGUCCCACAUCACCAUACUAUGAGCGACCGCGCACUCCUGAAAUGAGGCCUCUCUGGGGUGACGGCCAGAUGAGCGGCAAUGGGGGGAGCCAGUCAGCGUUGCUUUUAGAGGGAAGGAAGAUAUACCCUCCUGCAUCUAGUAUGAAGCCAAGCAUUAUUAACGAGCUGAGCAGCAAACUGCAGCAAAGAAGUAAAGACAGCUGGAGCAGCCACAGACCACUAAGUAGACACAGAUUUUCUGAAGAUUCAGCCUCAGCUCUGAGCCCGCCCUCAGUCCGCUCCCAGUCUCCGUCUCCAAUCUCUUUAUCACAGCCAUCCUUAUCGCCGUCACCUACCCCGGCCUCCCAGUACCCAAACUGGGGACGUUCCCCAUCACCUCAGCCUCCAGCCGCUUCUCAGCCUCCACGCUCACAUUCCCCGUUGUCCCCAACAUCUUAUUCCCCUUACCCUACAUCUCCCAAGCACAGACCUGUGUACCGGACCAAAGCUCUGGAAUUCCAGUUUAUCCCCAGUCGAGAGUCCCGCAAAGCAGAAUCUCACAUUCUUCAGCGCCGACGAGCUCCGAGUCCGCUCAUCUCUCAAUCAGAGAGGCCCAAAGUGGCCCCACCCCGCCCAUCGUCACUUCCCCUUCUCCCUACUUCACCUCUGUACAGUGCCAUCUACGACCUCCGCGGUUCAAUCACCCCACCGUCACCUGGGAAUCCUCUUGGAGAUCCUUACUUCUCACCCUCUCCUCCCCUGUUCGCCCCCUCUGGGGCCCCUCCACCUCCUAACUCCACCUUAGUAGUCUCACGAUCUCUUUCUCCGACUCAUUUUCUGUCUGGGACAUCCUCUCCACCCCUGCACCCUCACCCACCACCCACCUGUCUCAGUUACCCCCACUUACCACCGCCUUCCCCCACAAAGCCUUUUGCUUCGAAGCCACUGCCCUACUGGACCAAGUACGAUGUUGCAGACUGGCUGGCGUACCUCAACCUUGGUGAGCAUAGAGAACGAUUUCUUGACAACGAGAUCGAUGGCACCCAUUUACCCUCUUUGACCAAGGAAGACUACCUGGAUCUGGGGGUGACACGGGUAGGCCAUAGAAUGAAUAUAGAGCGAGCCCUAAGGAGUGUAAUGGACAGGAUGUCCAGCAGCCCAUUUCCCAUUUCUGUUCUCUCUCCUCGGGAAGGGCAGACUGAGAGGAGGAGGGACGACGGGAGUCGGAGCUGAGGCCGCUAAGGUGGACGGGGAGGGGUUGAAGCCAGCCAGCGAGGGAGGAAGCCAUGGCUGUUGAGCGAACAGAUUUCACACAGACAGCGACUGAAAGAGGGAGUCCCAAAGAGAGGAGGAGAACAGGGUAGAAGAAGAGCUGAUGAUCCGUACCCACACCGGCUGGUGCUCCCUGAUUCACACAAAUACCCCGUACAUCCAUCCAAACACAACCAACAGCAACACAAUCCAACUAAACCUCCUCUCACCGAACAUAGUAGGGCUUCAUGGCUGCAGCCGCGAUUAUAAGGUUACAUUUAUUAAGUGGAACAUCACAAACUAGUUACACUGGAAUAAAUCGGUGUUGGGUUUCAGAGAUGAGUCCUCUAGGACGGCAGGUUGUUUUUGUUCAGGUUUAAGGCGUGAAAGGAUUCAGAGUUUGGUUUCCUGUGAGAUGUUUUAGGAACAUGUCUGCGUGUCAGAAAGGAGGAGGUUCUGUAAUGUGCACAGGAGCGAGGCUUCGUUUGUGUGUGUUUUAUUUUAUUGAGUCGUGGUAAAAAAUAACACACAGCCCGUGUUUUUAGAUGUGAGGAGAUACUGGAAGUGAUCUGGUCUUUACCAAGUUCAUAUGCACAGUCUUCUCGUCAGUUAUUGCGACAGUCCAACAUAACCUCCACCGCUGCAUGUGCUUUCUCUGUCCAAUGUCAGCAGGUCUAUCAUCACAUCAAGCUUCGUCCAUGUGUUUUAACUUCAAGUAAUCUGCCAAAUUGAAAUAAAAAUAUAAGCGUUUAUAUAUUUGAAGCAUUUGUUUUUGUACAUUUUAUGAUAUGUAUUUUUAUUAAGUCGGGAGGCAGUUUUGCUGUAAGCUUAAAUUUCCAGAGAAAAAUCUGUAAAAAAAUAACUUCAGUAACACAGGAGCAUACUGUGGGCUCAGCCCUAUAUGCGGUCCAACCAGUCAGUAUCGGGCCCAUCCAUCUCCAUCAGAUAGCUGUAGAACCCAUACCAAAUUGAUGGGGAGCAGUUGCUUCUGGUCAUUGCUCAUGUCUUUCCGCCUUGGCAUUGUGUUAACACCUGUUGGCUCCAGAGCAGCAAGCUAACAGGACUGGUCAGGACAUCAGUUGAAUUUAAGUAACUCUGUCUUUCCCUCCUAAGUCCCACAGAAGCAGCGAGGGGUGUACUUAAUGUUCCACACACAGCUUUUCCAAAUUGGCUUCAUCUUUAAUUAUUAACAACAGUGUGAAAUCUUUUAUGCUUUGUGCAUUUGAUGUUAGAGUUGAAUAAUUUAAGAGCCUGGUAAAGUCCAGAUCAUUUUCAUAAUAUCCUGAUCCAUAAAACCCAAGAAUCAGGACAGGUUGUACUUUCUUCUACCAUGAUUGCACCUCAACAGCUUCCUCAUCUUUCAGAGGAGUCCAGGGCGCAGAUGAAUGACCGGUGUCUUCGCUGUGUGUGUGUCUGGCUGCGUUUGGUCCCGUCUUGUUUUAUACCUCAUCACCGGUAGGGCUCUGUCCUCACUGCGGAUCCUGUGAUUGGGAUCAAGCGCGUUUAUUUAUUUAUUUUUGGCCCAUAAUAGCUCUUUAUCAUCUUAUAACGACAUACGUACAGACUGGUCACUGUAUCACAAAUUUGUAGCAAAAAUAAGUGCCCAGACCUACAUCAUAAAAAGAAUAAAUGACUGAUAUGCACACAGUCAGGUACCCAUGUUACUGCUUUCCAUGCCUGCAUGCAUACACCAACAUGUAGAUAAACACAAGCACUCUGUUUGUGUCAGAGUUUAACACCUAAUAUAUAAAGUCACAGAGACGUACCUGUGUGCGAAGGAGACAGACUGUGCUUUCAACUGUUACACUGGAUCCAAGAGAACGCGAAAAGAAACCUUCCAAAGGAUUUUAGUUUUCUUCCGGAGAACAACUCUGCUCAGAGCUUCUGGGACCCGGGACACCUGAAAGGAGAGGGGAGGGGAAGAAUAAAAAAAACUACCGUCUUCCUUCCUGACCUGCCCUGUUCCUUCCAGGAGUGGCCUCCCCCCUCUGACGAAAUCCACGCGGCGACAAAGAGAGAUCAUCCAAGAGAAACGCUUGUAUCGAAUUUUAAUACUACGAUUGUUCUUACAGUUUUUAAACUUUAAAUGGGAACACUGGAACACCGAUAUUGAUAUGACGAGAUGUGUUGUUACUCCUUAUCGUUACUAUCAUCGUCCUUACUGUUAUUCCGGCCUCAGAAAAGUCCCGGUUUCUUCCUUACGGGCUCAGGUGGCGCUCAUGUUCGGGCUGAAUCCUGAACAUUGUUUUCACAUGAAAGGAAGCCUUGCGAACAGAAUGUGAAGCACAUUGAUGGAUAUUUUUCCCUUUAUCCUGUUGUUUUUGACUGUGCAGCUUUAAUCAGAUGACCAUGGUAACUUUAAAAGCCUCAAAGUUUGCUUUUUUCCUGUAAACGUUGGUAAUAUUAGUCAGAUGCUGUAACAAUGUAGCAACUGAUACUCUGGGGAUGCCCAGGACAUAUCAAAACUUUUUUUUAUCCAAACCCUAAUUACAACCAGCCCCUCUUAUCUGAUCUGUGUGCCAUGUGUAUUCCCAAAGUCAUUUUACUUUCCCAUCAGCUUUCAUGGCACAUCAACCUCUGAGAUCGACUAUAAGGGCUCUCUCGUGACUUCUUCACGCUCUCACCUCCCCUGCUGCUUUCUGAGUCCGAGAACACAGUCUUAUCAAACUUGGAGUCUAUUUUUGCAGAAAAUUUAGUUUUUCAUGCAUCUCGUUGUACAUAUCUUCACUCUGUCAAUGUAAAUUUGCAAAUGGUGAUUUGUUUUUACAAAAGCAGGGGGUCAGGAGAUUAUGUUUAGACUGCAUAAGGAAAUAGCAAUAAGGACGAUGAAAAUAAUGGUCAUUAAAUACGGUUUAAGGUGUAAAAAAAAGUUCUAAAGAAUCUCUGUCUUCCAAAUAACGUUUAUCAUGAAGAUGUAUUUAUUUAACUGUUCUGCUUUCUAUACAGUUUGACCCAUUCUCUGCAUCUUGCCACUGUUACUGAUCCAAGCUCCGGCCUGUUCGUUCACUCGCAGUUCUUCCAGUUUAUGUGAGCCUGUAUGAUGACACUGCAUUAUUUUUGUAAACAACAUAUAAUGCAGUGGUCGCCUCACCAUCAUUAAGACCUUACAUGUACCAUCACAUGUCUGAAAUGUCAGUAGUAAUGUAUAAUACAGGUCAGAACGUUGAUGGUACCUGCAGGAUACUUUUAUUGUACUUAGAAGUUACUCACAGGUUACUUAAACGGUACUUCUGGGGUGCCUAAAAGGUAAUACCAACGUGGAAUUUGCAAGGUACGUUCUGUGUGUCCUUGUGCAUGAGCCAUUUGGACUUCCUGGCAAGCGGGUCAUUUCAUACUAGCUAGCGGCCCCUACUGGGCAGGUAUUUAAUCACAUUUAUCACACAUUUACGGUCAAGUGGACAGUAGAGCGGACUGGGAGUUAUGAACAAGUCCUUAAGGGGUACCUGUUGAGAUAUGUACUGAGUAUUUACAGGUCCUGUCAGGUAGUUGUGGGGUAUCUGCAGUGUCCUCACAGGGCACCUAAUGAGCUUUAUACAGGACACCUAUAGGUUACUCUUAGGGCACCUACUGGGAGGUUGACAAGGUACAAGCAGGGUACUUACCGGGUACUUUUUUCUAUAUUACAAUGAAAAAUAAUGUUCAACACCAGAUAUUAUGAAAUAUAUUACUACCAACUUCUAAUGAUACCUAACUUAUAUUGACUAAUAGCAUCACAUGCAUACCCUGUAAAUAGCCAUUAAACACCCCUGUAAGUACCCUGUAGGUUCUGACACUAGAGGUACUACUAGAGGUAAUACCUGUAGGUAUUACAUGUUGCUUCCAGCAUAUUUGGUGAACGUUAAAGAGGAUGUUUCUGUUAAACCUGCUGAACCACCAGAUGUUUCUAUCAGGUCUGUAAAAAGGUUUCCUAGUGUAAAUUAAGCUCAACAAAAACUCAUCUCGCUUGUUUUGUGACUCUUUUGAGAAAUAAUUCUGGAUUUUGUUCUGGGUUUCUUAUUUUAGAGGUUACAUAUCAGCUGACAGGGGUUAAAGGUUACAAUCUGAGGGAAUAGGUCUGACUCUAUAGAAAGCAUUUCUUUUCCUUUAAGAGAUCUUUAAAAAAAAAAUGAGAGUAUGAACUGAGAAAAGUAUCUUACAGAAUAUAUAUAUGUAUAUGUGAUAUGCAUAUACACGCAUUCAUAUAAAGAUAUAUGAAUUUCAAAUGUUUUAAGAGAUAAAUUGUUAGAAUUAUAAUAAAGAUAAACAAAGCUCUA